This is a messenger RNA of Mobula hypostoma (lesser devil ray), 6701 nucleotides long. It is a transcript of the gene top1a, whose product is annotated as DNA topoisomerase Ia. The transcript has 21 exons. The record is from RefSeq and is a predicted model, not a curated record. The coding region runs from base 141 to 2447 and encodes 768 amino acids. Gene Ontology annotation, cellular component: chromosome; nucleolus. Gene Ontology annotation, biological process: DNA replication; DNA topological change; chromosome segregation. NCBI's taxonomy places the organism in Eukaryota, Metazoa, Chordata, Chondrichthyes, Myliobatiformes, Myliobatidae. Gene Ontology annotation, molecular function: DNA binding; DNA topoisomerase type I (single strand cut, ATP-independent) activity.
ACCGGGACUUAGUCUCCGCGCGGUGAGCUGGACCAGUUCAAUUUGAGGCAGCUCCUUGGUGCGAGUACAACUCAAAUUAUAAAACUCUGAAAGGCGAAGUGCGCAGUGGGAAACACCUAUAAUCGAAUAUCCGUAAAAAAAUGAGCUUUGAUCAUCUCUCCCAGGUCAACGCAGAUUGUCGGCUGAACGAUUCUCAUAAGUCCAGUAAAAGUGAAGAAAAACACAAACAUAAAGAACACAAGCACAAGUCAAAGGAUCGAGAUAAGGAUCGUGAGAAACCGAAGCACAGCUCCUCCAGUUCCAAGAAUCAUAGCAACAGUGAGCACAAAGAUCCCUCGGAAAAAAAACACAAGGAUAAAGAAAGGGAAAAGGACAGAGUAAAGCACAGAGAUGGGAGCUCUGACAAACACAAACACAAGGACAAAGAGAAAAGAAAGGAAGAAAAGGACAAGAUUCACACCUCAAGUAGCAGUUCUGGAGACAAAGUCAAGAAAGAGAAUGGUUUCACAAGCCCUCCUCGUAUAAAGGAAGAGCCAGACGAUGAUUAUGUUCCGUCCAUUAAGGUGGAAAAUAAGCCGAUGAAGAGAGUCCAUGAAGAUGACGAUACUGAUUUUAAACCCAAGAAGAUCAAAACCGAAGAUGCAAAGAAAGCCAAAAAGCGAAAACCUGAAAUGGGAUCAAACAAAAAAUCUAAAGUCAAAGAGGAAGGUGAUGGACAAGGAAAAAAGAAGAAGAAAAAAGAGGAAGAGAAUAAAUGGAAAUGGUGGGAAGAAGAACGUUAUACGGAUGGUGUGAAAUGGAAAUUUUUGGAACACAAGGGCCCAGUGUUUGCUCCGCCCUACAUUCCACUCCCAGAUGGUGUUAAAUUCUAUUAUGAUGGGAAGCCCAUGAAGUUGAGCCCUCAGAGUGAAGAGGUUGCAACAUUCUUCGCUAAAAUGCUUGAUCAUGAGUACACUACGAAAGAUAUCUUUAGGAAGAAUUUUUUCAAGGACUGGAGAAAGGAAAUGAAACCAGAAGAGAAGGCGACAAUAACGGAUCUCAACAAAUGCAACUUUGAAGAAAUGAGCCAAUAUUUCAAGGCGCAGUCAGAGGCUCGAAAGCAGAUGUCCAAAGAGGAGAAACAGAAAUUAAAAGAAGAAAAUGAGAAGCUUGUACAGGAAUAUGGAUAUUGUAUAAUGGACAACCAUAAAGAGCGGAUUGCAAACUUCAGAAUUGAGCCACCAGGGCUCUUCCGUGGCCGAGGGAACCAUCCAAAGAUGGGCAUGCUGAAGAGAAGGAUCAGGCCUCAGGACAUCAUCAUCAACUGUAGCAAAGAUUCAAAAAUUCCACAACCACCUCCAGGCCAAAAAUGGAAAGAGGUCCGCCACGACAACAAAGUGACAUGGCUGGUCUCGUGGACAGAGAACAUCCAGGGUUCUAUCAAAUAUAUCAUGCUGAACCCUAGCUCCAGAAUUAAGGGUGAAAAGGAUUGGCAGAAAUACGAGACUGCGCGAACGUUGAAGAAACACGUUGACAAGAUACGUGCACAGUACAGGGAAGACUGGAAGUCAAAGGAAAUGAAAGUCCGACAGCGUGCUGUUGCACUUUACUUUAUUGACAAGCUAGCUUUGAGAGCUGGUAAUGAGAAGGAAGAAGGAGAGACUGCAGACACAGUAGGUUGUUGCUCUCUGCGAGUGGAACAUAUAAACCUGCACGCUGAGGUUGAUGGUCAGGAAUACGUGGUUGAAUUUGAUUUCUUGGGUAAAGACUCCAUUCGGUAUUACAACAAAGUGCCAGUGGAAAAAAGGGUAUUCAAGAAUCUUCAAUUAUUUAUGGAGAACAAGCAACCUGAAGACGAUCUUUUUGACCGACUCAAUACUUCAAUCCUCAACAAGCAUCUACAGGAGCUAAUGGACGGACUUACCGCUAAAGUAUUCCGUACCUACAAUGCUUCUAUCACCCUGCAGCAGCAGCUGAAGGAACUGACCAACCCGGAUGAAAACGUUGCAGCAAAAAUACUCUCUUACAAUCGUGCCAACAGAGCAGUUGCUAUCCUUUGUAACCAUCAGAGAGCACCCCCAAAAACGUUUGAGAAGUCGAUGCAAAACCUACAGACCAAAAUUGAUGCAAAGAAAGAUCAAAUUGGCCUAGCCAGAAGAGAACUGAAGAGUGCUAAAGCUGACUAUAAAGUCAAAAAAGAUGAAAAGUGUAGAAAAUCUGUGGAAAGCAAAAAGAAAGCCCUCCAGAGACUUGAAGAUCAGUUGAUGAAAUUGGAAGUUCAAGCUACUGACCGAGAAGAGAAUAAGCAGAUAGCUCUUGGGACUUCCAAGCUCAACUAUCUUGAUCCUAGAAUCAGCAUUGCUUGGUGUAAAAAGUGGGGCAUCCCAGUGGAGAAGAUCUACAACAAAACCCAGCGAGAGAAGUUUGCUUGGGCAAUUGAUAUGGCUGAUGAAGACUUCGAAUUUUAACCAUUGAAGUGGCUGAAGCUGGGUGAAACGCAGCCUAAGCCACCUCCCUGCUGGAGGAGAUGCAUUUUUAUGUAACCAGAUAAGAGGAGAACUCUGUGGUUCUGUAGCUACUGUUUUAAGAGGAAGAAAAGCAAAUCAAAAAUAUAUAUAUAUAUAUAUAUAUAUUCGCACUGAUUAGAUUGGUGCAUUUAUACUGUUAGAACCUUGCAAUAACUUUUUUUUAAAUUGAGAACUACGGUCCUGUUUUAAAAAAAAUAUAUAUAUAUCAAAAGUGCACCUGCUUUAGAACUGGUCACUGUUAAGCUCUGGGAAGGAAUUGUGACUGUUCAGCCUGAACUAGAGACUGAAUGCAUAUUACCCUGUAUUUUUUUUCUUUAUUUCUUAAAACAAUUGUCCUGACCCACGCCCUCAAUGGCUAACUAGAACACAAACCCUGGCAUUCAUUAGAUGUGGUAAACUGCAAAAUCUAUUGUAUUAACACCAAUGAUUUUAGAUUUUUACCAGAAGGAUGAUUUUAUGUCAAUAUGUUUUUAGGAAUGACACAGUGGCGGAGCCUGGAGCUUUUGGCGUGGUGGGUGAGCCUGUCAUCUAUAGGAAUUGUCCUUUGAGCAGAGGCAACCCUACCCUUCCUCCUUUCGCUGGUAUGAUACAUCUUGUGCCACUACUGGAGGCAAAGAAAGGGUAGCUCUGUGAGCAAGAUGCUCAGUUGGAGCCCUAAGCUUGGCCUGUCAAAAGACAAUGCGGGGAACAGUCAAUUCAUUGUCAAAACUAGCUCCACCCCCGGGUGUUUUGAACAACCUCUCCACUACCCUGCUCCGCCACUGAAAUUGUGUAUUGCCUUCUCCUCCCAUAAAUUGGUCAAAUAAAUUUUUAAUGGAUGUAUUGCAGGCUGUUUCAAUAUCUACAAUGUAAUGCUUUUAAAACAAAAUCCUUUUUUAUUAAUCGUUUGGGGAAAGUUGCCUAUUUGCAGGUGAACUGAGUUGAAUUCAAUCCGAAGAGGAUUUGAAACUUCUUCACCUGUGUUGCAAGAAGCCCACUAGAACAAAAAAAACAUAAUACUUGAAGAGUUUAUGGGGUCACAUCAUCUGUGUAGUUCACACUCAGUGACCAUGCCGUGUGAGCCAUGUGUUUGAACAGCCAUGGUCUUUCAGUCUCUGAUUGUUGCUCUGGGAAAUUUUGAAUACUGUUUCUUCUGGGGGCAAAUGGGGAGAAAUAAAAAGGCUUUUGAGGAUUUAAUAGGUCAAAAGAAGCAGUGAAAUAUUGGUACUAUCUUAAAUAUUGUAGUAGGUAAAUGGACCAUCAAGAAAUAUUGGGUUUGGGGGGGGAUAAAAAGAAAUGAAAAACAAACCCCAGAGCAACAUUUAAAAACUGUGAAAUUAAUAAUAAUGUGGUAAGUGUGCCGUUGCAUUUCCCAUGCUAACAGUCUAAGCAAACUGUAAUGUGGGGGAGCAUUUGGUAAACAGUGACCUUUUUAGAUCUGGUGUGUGCUUGUGUUUCUUAACCCUUUUUUUAAAAAAAAGGUUUCCUUAUAUGUGACUGAGAUUAAAUCCUUUUUAGACAGAGACAUUCGAUAGUGAUUAACACCCAACAGCAGCUUCAAGCCAGUUGAGGCUUGCAGAGCUGUAAGUUGUAUGUUUAGUUUUUUGGACUUUUGUCAAUGGGGAAGUACCUGCAGCUCGAGGUUUAAUUUACUACGAUUGUAAUUAAUUUUAAAGGUGUGCUGUUAAUUAGUACUUUCUUCCUCGUGCAUUUUAAAGGCUCCUUGCACUCCAUCGAGUAAUUAUUUGGGUUGUCUGAAUAAUUAUUUCCAGAUACUUUGAACCAUUUUAUGAAAAGGACAUCUUAAGAGGCCUUUAUUGCUGUGAAUAUGUAUUUUGUUGUAUUUAUAAAGUUUAAAAAAAGCAUUUCAGCUUGACUUGGGGAAAACAGAAGUAGACAAGUUAACUCGUUCAGAGACCCUGUCACCAAAGAGAAAGGGGACUUGAUUUAAAUGUGUCCACUGGUUUAAGUUGAUAUUUUUUCUUUUUUUUAACUGUGAAUGGUUUUCCUUUUGUUUUUAUGAGACAUGCAACUUUUUAAUGCUUCAACUCAGGUUAGAGAGUGCGCGAGCGAGUGAGAAAGGGUACCAGAAUGAAACUUGCCUACAAUUCCAGUAUUUGUGAUUUUUUUUCUACUUUUCCAUUUAAAAACUCUGCACCAUUUUUGCCUAACUGGACAGCUGACCCGGAAACCUGAAUCAGGAGUGUCAUCAUUAUUUAUUAUUCUAAUUCUGUCUCAAUUUUAGAUGCUGUGCCGCUUGCUGUAAUUGGGAGGGGUUUGUAUAUGGUGGUGCUUGCUCAGUUUAGACAUCAACAGGCGGAACAAACUUUUCUCCUGGUUUCCACUUUUUUUCUCCCCCUCCAACCAACCAAUGUACACACACAACUUUCCCCUAAACCAAACACUCAAUGUCCGUUUGGCCACCCAACUGACUUGAUGCUGUCAUCUUUGGCAAGAGUCCGCCCCAUCUGGUGCUGUCAGUUCCUUCUUGACAUCCAUGGUAUGGACUACAUUACCCAUACCCUGAGUAAAUAAUAUUGAAUUUUGACAGAUUUCAGAUCCAAAUUUUGAUGUGUCCAUUGCUAAGAAUACUUUCUCACAGCUUGUUUGGUAAUUGUGCUUCGUUUUAGAUUGGACUUCCCAACUUGGGGUUCACAGACCUCUCGGUCAACGGUAGAGGUCCAUGGCAUAAGAAAGGUUGGGAAUUCCUGUUUUAGAUGUUGAAGAGUUUGGAGAAGAAUAGUACCGUUUAAAAUUGACAUUUCAAGAGGAUAGUGUGCAGAACAAAAUGUCACAGAAUUAGAUGAAAGCACAGGGUGGUUUCACCAUACCCCACCAUUGCAUUAUCUAUCCAGAAUUCUAGAAGAGGAUUAUAAGUGGAAUUGAUUUGAUAUAGGUACCAUUUCCAUAAAUUUUGGGAAGCUAAGGAAUGGGCACAGAGUAGCCAUAGAGGGUUGGAUGCUUUCCCUGUUUGGACCCAGUUCAAAUCUGUCCUGGAUUACCAAUGAUUAAAGGUAACUUGUAAAGUAACUUUGGGGGUCCUGGAUUACCAAUGAUUAAAGGUAACUUGUAAAGUAACUUUGGGGGUAGGGAGGCAGGCAGACUGCAAUGGCUCCUCAGUCAGUAUUCAUCCACGGGUACCAAAUACAUAAUCCAACACUGACAGGUAGGCUGCCUCACAGGCCAGGAGGUGGCAUAUGAAAGGGGAAUGACUAGGAAGUGGGGUUUAUUUAUUGGGUUUGGGUUAAAGCUAUGCAUUUUUAUUAAGAGUAUUGCAGGAAAAUCUUUAGUUUGCAUCUUAGCUUGUGCUAAUGUAAAUGACAAUACUUGAAGCUGACACUAUAGGAGAAAGUGUUAAUCACUCAGGGCCAGGACUGACUAAACAUACAGUAAGGAAUCUUCUCAAAAGGUGGAAACUGAGUGUGCUUGCUAAUACACAGCAAUAUUGCUUAUUCUGAUUUAAAGCCAACUGUUUGGUUAUCCUCCUGUAACCUACUAGAGUUUGUUAAAAUCUAGAUACUGAAAUUGCGUAUUGUGUGGGAGGGGUGUUAAGGAUCUAAAUCUUCUUUUCUCCCAACUUGUCCCUAUGUAUCCACUCUUCAUACUUAACAAACCUUGGACCUUGCAGUUCUUGCAUACCUUUCUGCUGUGCAUAUGACUGUUUGGUGUGUCAUUGACUGAGGGUGGAAAAUUAAUACAAUAUCUGCACUGAACUCUUGCUAUUACAAUGCUAUUGGGACUCCAGAUGGUAUCAUAAGCAGCCCCAAUAUUUAAAUCUGGGUGAUCUGCAAUGUUUGACAAACUGUUUUCUUGCCUGUUGUCACCUCACUGUUGGAUAGGGAAUGGAAUCUGAUGUCUAACAUCAACAACUGGCUGAACCUUUAGAGCUGUUGAUAGCUAUCUAUAACUAUCAGGCCAAACUCUGUUUACAAACAAAUGAAUCCACAUUGGGCAGGUGCUGUCAUCAUCUCACCAACCUCUAAGACUCCUUCCCUGCUGUCCUGGAUGAAGAUCUGGAACUCUCUCCAUUAACCUGUCAUGCUGUGACCUUCUCCACUUCCGUUUUAAACUCUUGAACAUUUUCCAUGUAAACAUUAUUUCGCUAUCCCUUCACCCAACCCUCAAAAUUUCUUAUUAAGUAGGGAAAAAGCUUGUUAUAAAAUGCACUCAUUAUAAGAGAUGAAAUAUUUUUGCAUUUAAUGUUGGGAGGGUGGG